CCCACAUGCCUUUGUUUAUUUAUUUUUAGUUUUAUAUUAUUUUAAUUGAAAAAAUAUUAAACCAAAAAAAAAAAAAAAUCAUUUUCCAACUUCAAAGUCUCACUUUAAAUACCCCUACAAAUUUCCAUUUCAUUUCCACCACCAACACACUCCAAAAAGCCAAACAAUCCAUCCCUUCUUCUAUCUUUUGCAAUCUUCCAAACAAAACUUCUUCUUCUUCUACUUCCACUUCUUUCCCUUUAUAAUAAACAAAAAUAUUGUGAACAAAAAAUGGCCAUUAAAAAGUCUAACAAAUUUUCACAAGCGGCAAUGAUCAAGCAAAUAAUGAAGAGAUGUUCGAGCUUGGGAAAGAAGCAAGGGUACGAUGAAGAAGGGCUUCCUUUGGACGUACCAAAAGGCCAUUUUGCAGUGUAUGUUGGUGAGAACCGGACUAGAUAUAUUGUCCCGAUUUCAUUCUUGAACCGACCCGAGUUCUUAAGUCUUCUACAAAGAGCUGAGGAAGAAUUCGGGUUUGAUCAUGAGAUGGGGCUUACCCUUCCUUGUGAUGAAGAAGUCUUUGAAUCUCUAACAUCAAUGCUCAGAUAACUACCAAAGAGAGACAGAGAUUAAUUUGCCUAUUAAAAUUGGUGGAAGGAUUUAUCAGGAAAGCCAGCCAGCCAGCUAGCUAGCUUAGUAGUACAUUGUUUUCUAAAAAAAUUUUUGUCUCUUCUUUUUUAACCUUCUUAGACUAUUUUUUCAUCUUUUUUUUUUUUUUUUAGCUUUUGAGAUUUGUUUAUGGCUAACAGAAAAUCUCAUGAUGAUCAUGGAGGGUUUUUGUAUAGCUAGAUGUGUAAAAAUCUCAAAAGUUAGAUGAUCAUUUUCCUCACGGCGGUGUUUUGGGUUUGUAACUCAAUUUGUACCCUGUGAGAGAGUAAAUUCACUAAUAUAAGUAUUGAUUGUAAUGUAUUGGAUUAUAAUGAAAUUCUUCGGAUUUCACAAUCAAUUCCAUCCAUCCACUUCAUAUUUGGU
Messenger RNA from Oldenlandia corymbosa var. corymbosa, 1008 nucleotides. The record is from the annotation of a GenBank genome assembly. NCBI's taxonomy places the organism in Eukaryota, Viridiplantae, Streptophyta, Magnoliopsida, Gentianales, Rubiaceae.